GACAGUCGAGUCCGUGAGUGCAAAAUUUGUUAAUGGAGGAACGGGAUCUCGUUCGUUCUCCGCAAGUGCAUAGCAGUUUUCAAAAUUUCGCUGCCUUAUCACCGAUAUUUCCCAUCGAAUUGUACCUGUGAUGAUUCAUUACGUCGGUGGGCGUGCCGGGAGUGUGAAGUUCUAAAGGGGAACCGCGGACCAUAGGUGGAAAAUCAUCCGAAACGAAGUGGGUGGUGGUGGUGAUUGCGUGAAGAAAGCACCAACAAAAACAACAGGAUUCCUGCUUGCUGCUGGUGCGAGGAGAAAAAACGGAACGGGUCUCUGAUUCCCGAGUCGCGGUGCGGACAUCAGGAUGAGCUCGACAGGUGUGCUGCCCUUUGUGCGGGGAAUCGAUUUCACCUUCAACGAUUUCAGCGAUGGACGCUUUCCGAAGAACAUCAAGCACAUGUCCGGGGUGCAGUGGCUCAAGCUGGACCGGACCGGGAUCGACGAGAUCCCGGAAGAGAUGGGCAAGCUGAUGAAGCUGGAACAUCUCUCGAUGAAGAACAACGAGCUGGAGAAACUGUACGGCGAGCUGACGGAGCUGAACUGUUUGCGGUCGCUCAAUAUGCGCCGGAAUAACAUCAAAAGUUCGGGAAUACCGAAUGAGCUGUUCGAUUUGGAAGAGCUGACCACGCUGGAUCUGUCGCACAACAAGCUGAAGGAGGUGCCGGAGGGACUCGAGAAGGCCAAGAGUCUGCUGGUGCUGAAUUUAAGCAACAAUCAGAUCGAAUGCAUCCCUCCUUCGUUGUUCAUCAACUUGACGGAUCUCCUUUUUCUGGAUCUUUCGAGCAACAAGUUGGAGACUCUUCCUCCACAGACACGACGCCUUUCCAAUCUGCAAACGCUGAUUCUGAACGAUAACCCUUUGGAGCUGUUCCAGCUCCGACAGUUGCCCUCGUUACAGAAUCUCGUCUGUCUGCAGAUGCGAAAUACCCAGCGUACUCUAAAUAACUUUCCUACGUCCCUCGACAGUUUGUCCAACUUGCAAGAGCUGGAUCUCUCCCAGAAUGCCCUAUCCAAACUUCCGGACGCCCUGUAUAACCUGGCCAAUCUUAAACGUCUCAAUCUGAAUGACAACGUCAUCCAGGAAAUUUCUCCGCUUAUCGAAAACCUCUCCAAGUUGGAAACCCUGAACCUUUCGCGCAAUCAGUUGGUCGUUCUUCCGGCAACGCUGUGCAAACUGCAAUAUCUUCGCCGGCUGUACGUCAACGACAACCAGCUGAACUUCGAGGGCAUCCCAUCGAGCAUCGGAAAACUCGGUGCCCUGGAAGUUUUCUCCGCCUCCAACAAUCAACUGGAGAUGGUCCCGGAAGGGCUCUGCCGGUGCGGUUCGCUCAAGAAGCUGAACCUGAGCUCGAACCGACUGAUCACCCUGCCGGAAUCGAUUCACCUGCUGACGGACAUGGAACAGCUGGACCUGCGGAACAAUCCCGAUCUGGUGAUGCCACCGAAACCGGUGGAAGUGCAACGGGGCGAUGGGCUGGCGUUCUAUAACAUUGACUUUUCGCUGCAGACCCAGCUGAGGCUGGCCGGAGCGAAUGUGCCGGCGCAGGCGCAGGUGGCCAACAGCAGUAAGGAUCCGAUUGCCAGGAAAUUGCGGCUUCGCCGAGGUGCCCGCACCGAUUCAACCGAGCAGGAUUCGGCCAAAAUUCUUAAGGGCAUGCAGGACAUUGCCAAAGAGAAGAAUUCGCUCGGGUUCGAGGAUGAGAAGGCGGAGAAUUUGAAGCCCAAGCGGUGGGACGAGACUUUGGAGAAGCCGCCGGUGGAUUACUCGGAGAUAUUCGAGGAGGAGGAUGGCCAGUACGUGGGUUUGACGAUUUGGGAAAUCGAGAACUUUUUGCCGAACAAAAUCGAAGAGGCGGCGCAUGGGAAGUUCUACGAGGGGGAUUGUUACAUUGUGCUGAAGACGUCGCACGAUGAUGCCGGUCAGCUGAGCUGGGAGAUCUUCUUCUGGAUUGGGACGAAGGCGACGUUGGAUAAGAGAGCAUGUGCGGCAAUCCACGCGGUGAAUUUGAGGAACUAUCUGGGAGCGCGGUGUCGGACGAUUCGUGAGGAGCAAGCUGACGAGUCGGACGAGUUCUUGGCGUUGUUCGAUACUGAAGUCGCGUAUAUCGAAGGCGGUCGAACACCGACUGGUUUCUACACGAUCGAGAACUUGGUGUACAUCAUACGGCUGUACAGAGUUCACGAUGCGGGUGCGAACAUCCAUCUGGAGCCGGUUGAGGUCACUUACGAAUCCUUGGAUCCGGGCUACGUAUUUCUUCUGGACACCGGUCUGCAGAUCUUCAUGUGGUACGGGUGCAAGUCAAAAAAUACGCUGAAGUCCAAGGCCCGGCUGAUCGCGGAGAAGAUCAACAAGAACGAACGCAAGAAUAAGGCGGAAAUCUUCCAGGAAUAUCAAGGCAGCGAAGGGGUGGACUUCUGGAAGGCCUUUGGUUUCUCGGAUGGACAGGGGCCAGGCGAGAAACCGUCCAGUCAUGUUGACCCCGACUUCCUACCCAUUCCACCAAGGCUGUACCAGAUCCAACUCGGUAUGGGUUACCUGGAGUUACCGCAGGUUGAAAUCCCGAACAAAAUCCUACACCACACGAUCCUGAACAGCAAGAACGUCUACAUCUUGGACUGCUAUCUGGAUCUAUUCGUGUGGUUCGGCAAAAAGUCCACCCGCUUAGUUCGGGCAGCGGCGAUCAAGCUCUCGCAGGAGCUGUUCAACAUGAUCGAAAGGCCAGAAUAUGCCUUGAUCACCCGCGUCCAGGAGGGAACCGAAACACAGGUGUUCCGAUCGAAGUUCACCGGCUGGGAGGAGAUCAUAGCCGUUGACUUCACACGAACGGCGCAAUCCGUUGCUCGAACCGGAGCCGAUCUUACCGGGUGGGCAAAGAAGCAGGAAACAAAAGCAGAUUUGGCAGCACUGUUCAUGCCUAGGCAACCGGCAAUGACGUUGAUCGAGGCCCAACAGCUGGCCGACGACUGGAACUACGAUCUGGACGUUAUGGAAUCGUUCGUGCUGGAGGGCAAGAAGUUCGUCCGAUUACCGGAGGAAGAGCUAGGAAUUUUCCACACCGGCGAGUGCUACGUAUUCCUCUGCCGGUAUUGCCUCCCAGUGGACGACGACGAUGACGAAGAGGAAUCCACGGAUGCCGUAGACCACGUGGCCAACGGAAAGCUGAAACCCUCAUCGGCGCAACCUCCCGCAGAGGAGAUCCAGUGUGUAGUCUACUUCUGGCAGGGCCGAGAGGCGGGCAACAUGGGUUGGCUAACGUUUACCUUCACGCUGCAGAAGAAGUUCAAGUCCAUGUUCGGCGAAGAGCUGGAAGUGGUCCGGAUACACCAGCAGCAGGAAAAUCUCAAGUUCAUGUCGCACUUCAAGGGCAAAUUUGUCAUCAAGAAUGGUCGACGGAGGGAGAAGCAGAAAACGCCGGAGGGCAAACAACCGGUCGAGUUCUAUCAUCUGCGGUCCAACGGAAGUGCUCUCUGUACUCGGUUGAUCCAGAUCAGGACGGACGCGACGUUGUUGAAUUCGGCGUUCUGCUACAUACUGUUCGUACCGUUCGAAACGGAUGACGAUUCCGAGUCAGGUAUUGUGUACGUGUGGAUCGGGUCCAAAACGACAUCCGAGGAAUCCCGUUUGAUCCAGGAGAUCGCCGAAGACAUGUUCAACAACCCGUGGGUCAGCUUACAGAUCCUCCACGAGGGCGAAGAACCGGAAAACUUCUUCUGGGUGGCCCUGGGCGGACGCAAACCGUACGAUACCGACGCCGAGUACAUGAACUACACCCGGCUGUUCCGCUGUUCGAACGAGAAGGGCUACUUCACGGUGGCGGAAAAGUGCUCCGACUUCUGCCAGGACGAUCUGGCCGACGACGACAUCAUGAUCCUGGACAAUGGCGACCAGGUGUUCCUGUGGCUGGGCUCACGCUGCAGCGAGGUGGAAAUCAAACUGGCCUACAAAUCCGCACAGGUUUACAUCCAACACAUGCGCAUCAAACAGCCGGAACGACCGCGAAAGCUAUUCCUCACGCUGAAGAACAAGGAAUCGAAACGAUUCACCAAGUGUUUCCACGGAUGGAGCGCGCACAAACGACCCCCGGAGUAGGCCACUCUUCCCGUGGUUGGUGGGAUCGAAACAACAGACAAGACAAACAGAAGCGCACCAUAAUGCAUAACAAUGUGCAGUGACGAGACAGUACGAACGACAGAAGGGUGUGAAAUUAUCAAUCGUGUAUGAAAAUAGGCAAGAAUGUACUUAUUUUUCGUAAUUAUAUUUAUUUUAACUGUUAUUCAAGUUUUGCAAUUUGGAUGUGCGGUAAUCUAUAAACAAACUGGUAACAAUUCCUUUUAGCUGUUAUGCCUAUGGGUUUUGGUACCAUGCCAGCUUUCUUGUAUAAUUGGACAUAUUUUUAGAAUUGGUUAACAUUCAGAAAGAAGACAAAAGUUCUGUAAAUAAAAUUAUACUGGAAGUAUAGCAACUGUUUCCUUAGAAAGCGAAUAGCAAAUCGAAACAGUUGACUGUUUCAAAACUCUAAAUUGUAAAAACAUAUUAGCGAUAUUUUGCUGUCAUCAUUAAUUGUUAAGUGCAACAAUAUUAUAUACACAACUAAACUAACAUUAUACUCACAAAUAAAUACAAUAUUUAAGCACA
Messenger RNA from Aedes albopictus (Asian tiger mosquito), 4675 nucleotides. It is a transcript of the gene fliI, whose product is annotated as protein flightless-1. Gene Ontology annotation, molecular function: phosphatidylinositol-4,5-bisphosphate binding; actin filament binding. Bases 344 to 4129 code for a protein of 1261 amino acids. Gene Ontology annotation, cellular component: nucleus; cytoplasm; actin cytoskeleton. The transcript has 7 exons. Lineage: Eukaryota; Metazoa; Arthropoda; Insecta; Diptera; Culicidae. Gene Ontology annotation, biological process: myofibril assembly; actin polymerization or depolymerization; barbed-end actin filament capping. The record is from RefSeq and is a predicted model, not a curated record.